This is a messenger RNA of Arabidopsis lyrata subsp. lyrata, 614 nucleotides long. RefSeq names its product ATP-dependent DNA helicase PIF1-like. Lineage: Eukaryota; Viridiplantae; Streptophyta; Magnoliopsida; Brassicales; Brassicaceae. The annotation marks the transcript as partial. The record is from RefSeq and is a predicted model, not a curated record. The transcript has a single exon.
CUUCCGUCUGUAGGUGAAGAAAGAAUCUACCUAAGCUCUGACAGUAUAGACCCUGUUGAUACAAGUUCUACAAAUAAUGAAGCUUAUUCUCCUGAUUUUCUAAACAGUAUCAGAGUUUCUGGAUUGCCUAACCAUUGUUUGCACCUUAAAAUUGGUUGUCCGGUCAUGUUGAUCAGAAACAUGGAUCCUAACAAAGGUUUAUGCAAUGGGACAAGACUACAGAUCACUCAAAUGGCAGAUACAGUUAUCGAAGCUAGAGUUAUUACAGGUAAUAAAGUUGGUAAGAUUGUUCUUAUUCCUAGGAUGCUCAUAACACCAUCAGAUGCAAGAUUGCCUUUCAAAAUGAGGCGUAGGCAAUUUCCCCUAUCUGUAGCUUUUGCCAUGACCAUAAACAAGAGUCAAUGACAGACACUAGACAAUGUUGGACUUUAUUUGCCUAGGCCGGUUUUUUCACAUGGGCAACUAUAUGUGGCAAUAUCUAGAGUGACGUCAAAAUCAGGUUUGAAGAUUCUUAUCACCGACAAGAAAGGUAAACCUCAGACCAAAACAAUGAAUGUUGUUUUUAAAGAAGUCUUCCAAAACCUUCGUUAGCUAAUUCGAUGAUUCAAUUUGAU